Molecule: messenger RNA, 2293 nt
Organism: Plutella xylostella (diamondback moth)
Lineage: Eukaryota; Metazoa; Arthropoda; Insecta; Lepidoptera; Plutellidae
Product: BBSome complex member BBS2
Biological process (GO): non-motile cilium assembly
Cellular component (GO): ciliary basal body; membrane; motile cilium
Molecular function (GO): protein binding
Source: RefSeq, a predicted model, not a curated record
GGCUGUAACCAUAGUAACAAAUUUUUCAGAUGAUAAUAGAAACAAAACACUGGAACGAUGUUAAUAUCUACUGUACAGCCAGUUUUCAAACUGGAAUUAAAUCAUAAAGUCACACCAAAUAUAGUGACUAUUGCUAAAUAUGACGGAACACACCCUUGCCUAACUGCUUCCGCCGGAUAUGACAAAAUAAUCAUCCACCACCCUCACAGCGGAGUCAUAAGUGGAAGAGCGCAGAGGUCCGAAGCGCACGGGGAGGUUUCCGAACUGAAUCUGAGCCAAGCCGUCAUAGCACUGGCGGCUGGGCCCCUCAAGCCUGACUGCAAUAGAGACAUGCUUUUGAUUGGAUCACCUUCACAGAUUUUGGCAUACGAUGUGCACGACAACGCAGACUUGUUCUUCAAAGAGGCUGCCGACGGCGUGAACGUGAUAGUAGCCGGCACAUUCGGCAAGCACGCGGAGACACUGGCCAUAGUGGGUGGCAACAGCUCCGUGCUCGGCCUCACGUGGCAGGGGAAUGAGGUCUUCUGGAAUGUCGUCAGCGGGAAAGUGUGUUCUAUGCUCUGUUUUGACUUCGAUAAGGAUGGGGAGAAUGAGCUGCUUCUAGGCUGUGAGGACUCGUACAUCCGAGUUUUAAAGAACAACCAGUUCGUCCUGGAGCUGGCGGAGACGGGCCCGGUGCUGAGCCUGGCGCAGGUGUCGGACGUGCGGUUCGCGUACGGACUGGGGAACGGCACCAUCGGGAUCUAUGAGGAGGGGAUACGCUUGUGGCGGGUGAAGUCGAAACAAAACGCGCUAUCCCUCCAAUGGUCGGGCGACUCCCUAGCCUGCUGCUGGAGCAACGGGCGCGUGGACUGGCGCGACGGCGGCUCGGGGCGGGUGCUGCGGCGCGUGCAGAUGAGGGCCGCCGCCGCCGCCAUGUUGCUGGCUGACUACCGCUCUGUGGGCGCGCCGGAUCUGGUCUGUGUGUCGGAUAAGGGCGAAGUGCUCGGCUUCCCCCCAUACCAAGAAGCCACGGGGUUCAACGCUUCAUCUAAAACCAAAUUACCCUCCGAAGAAGACCGGCUGGCCAUCACUGAACUCUUCAACCGGAAGCAGGCGCUGCUGGUGGAACUGCAGCACUACGAGGCCAACGCGGCGGGCGCGCAGGGCCUGAGCAGUCUGGAGCGCGAGGCCACCGCCAUGCCCACUAACACCAGGCUGCAUGUCGGUGUUACUACGUUGCUGCCUGAGGGUGUCCUAGACCUAUCAGUCUCAACGAACAACGACACGAUAGUCCGUGCGGCAUUAGUCCUGGCCGAGGGAGUGUUCAGCUCGGGGGAGACGAUGGCGUGUCACCCGGCGAGUGCGCGCUUACGGAGCCACCUGCAGGUCGCGUUGAGGCCACCGAGGGAUGUGCCCAUUGAUGUUCAUAUUAAGGCUUUAGUUGGAUAUGCAGACAGUGAGCAAUUCCACAUAUUUGAGCUGACCAAGCAACUCCCGAGAUUCUGCAUGUACACCCUGGUGGCUCCAAGUACCUCCAGGCCACAGCUGGACAGCUAUGUCACUUUCCACAUCACUGAGAGAGUGCAGAGGAUAUGCAUCUGGAUCAACCAGAAUUUCCUUCUAGAAGAAGAGGUCCAGGUUGAUACCGAGGAGACCAAAGAGCUCCAUGUCGGCUUCAACUGUCUGAGAGAUAAAGGAAAACUGUACAUGGACUUUGAAUCAGAUGGGCAAGUCAAGAUUUCUACACCAGAUAUAAGAUUAGCUGGCGAUUUGAUUCAGAGCUUGGCUAUUUAUCUCAAUUUGAUAGACUUGCAGUCUACAGCAAAUUUUCCGGAUGCUGAACAGAAACUUCGUGAUGAGAUGGCAUAUGCGUCUGAAGUAGGAGAAAUGAGGUCACGUUUGGCUGCAGAAACGGCAGAGAGAGCUCAGCUUAUUACAGCCUUGUUACCGGCAGCUCAAGACGCGUCCAAUCAUGACUUGAAAGAAAUGAUAAACAGAUACAAAGAGGUGAUUAUGCUGAAUGAAGAACUCCUUACAGGAUGCCACAUUCGCCGUUCUGCACAGGAACAAGCAGUUUCCCAACUAAAAAGUUUGCACACAAUCUUACAGCAGGCGGCAAGACUUCGAGUUGGCAAAUACAGUAAAGCGGUUGUAGCGGCCAGCAGAAAAGCUGUGAAGGACAAUAAUAUCGACGCGCUCAUAAAAGUUCUGCAAGUUGGAGAUUCAUAAUAAAAUUAAACAGAAGUAGAGAAAAAUAUUUUAUAUUUUUAUCACAAUCACAAAUUUAAAAUGUCACUUAAAUUUAAUAAUU